GGGGAGCGGGGCGGGGCGAUGGAUAAACUGACCAUCAUCUCAGGAUGUCUCUUUCUGGCCGCCGAUAUCUUCGCCAUCGCCAGCAUCGCCAACCCGGACUGGAUCAACACCGGGGAGUCGGCGGGAGCUCUCACUGUGGGCCUAGUGCGGCAGUGUCAAACAAUCCAUGGACGCGACCGGACCUGCAUCCCUCCCCGGCUUCCCCCAGAGUGGGUCACCACCCUGUUUUUUAUCAUCAUGGGAAUCAUUUCCUUGACUGUCACAUGUGGUUUGCUGGUGGCUUCCCACUGGCGAAGAGAAGCUACAAAGUAUGCUCGAUGGAUAGCCUUCACUGGAAUGAUCCUUUUCUGUAUGGCUGCCCUAAUAUUUCCAAUAGGAUUUUACAUCAAUGAAGUCGGAGGUCAACCUUAUAAAUUACCCAACAACACAGUAGUUGGGUCGUCAUAUGUACUUUUUGUCUUAUCGAUUUUCUUCACAAUAGUAGGACUUCUCUUUGCUGGCAAAGUCUGUUUACCAGGCUGACGAAUGUCUAAAUGGCUUAACUCGCUUUUAUUUUUUUAUUUUUUAUUUUUUGUUUUUUAUUUCUAGAGGUUGGGAGGACAAAGAGAAGGCGUCUGAGCAGUCCUCUCAUAGGAAGAUGCUUAGAUGAACCUGAUGCUGAAAAGGAAAAAAAUGCUUUGAUUUGUUCUCACUAUGCACUUUGGAUUUUAAAAAAAGAAUGAGAGCCUUUUCCAUAACCAAAUACAAUAUUGACUAAAUCUCCUGAGCAUAUUCAGGCAGUCAGUCUGCACUGUGAUAGCAACCUAGUGAAGGAGAGUGCUUUAUACUGAAAGCAUGUGGCCCCUUGUGACUCUGUUGAUCUGUUUUAAUGUCUAACGAUUCAUUUUUUUUUGGGGGGGGGUCUAGUAUUUAUGAAUCAUGAUGGACCAGAGGGGUGCAGGAGGUUCGUGUGGGGCUGGCCUCACCUCCUAAGACAUUAGUGUUCUCAACUUCUUUGUCGUGUUAUGAGCCUUUGGCACCAUAAUGGAUUGCCGUUGCAUUACUGCACCGAGAAGCCAAUAGAUCAAAACGUGUUUGCUAAAAUGUAUGUAAAAAUUCUAAAACUCCCUAAUCUCUGUGUACAAAAGAAAACACUAAGAAACAAGUUCGGGGUGGGUGGGGGAAAUCUUCCUUAUAUUUAUAUAAAUAUAUAUAUAAUAUAUAUAUUUUGCUGAUGCAGUAUACAGUGUGUAUAUGUGUGUGUGUGUGUGUAUGUAUGUGUGUGUACAUUUAUAUAUGCACACAUGCAAACAGUUCCUGGAAGAGAACUCUGAAUGCUUGCUAGCAAAACACUGUGGUGUGCAACCUAGAACUCAAUAGAAAAAAGCCAUUUAUCUGAAGGCUGCAUAGUGGAGAGAGUCUUCAGUUUACCUCAUUCUUUGUAGUAGCCCUUGAUUUUGACAGGUCUCUGUAAUAGGUACAAAUAACUCCAUACCUUUCUAGGUGCAAUUUUAAGUUAAGCUAAAGAUUUCUUUCUAGGUUUAAUUUAUUUGUAUAUGAUAAUAAAGGUAAGGUCAUAUCAAACCUUAUAGGUUGGGGAAUCUGACACUGUUGAAAUGAUUGACAACUGUCAUCUGUUGUAUUAUAGAGAAUUGUUUUUUCCACUGGCUCAGUCUUCUACAUUAAUAAUGCAUUGUAUAUGUUCAAGCACACAACUUCACACAAACACAAGUUCACUAGCAAAUAUCUGGCCAUUUUGGGCUAUUUACAACACUAAUUCUACUCUACCAUAAAAAUUGCAUUUUAUCUGUAAGCAUUAUUAAUACAUCUUUACCAAACACUUGAGCAAUACGAUAUUUCCUUUUUAUGCUUUACACCUUUGUUUGCUUGAAAAGCUAACAUCCUUACAUUUGUUUCGAAGGCUGCAUUAAACCCACGGCCUUAAGUGUUUUUCUAGAAGCCGCAGUGCAGCUGACCCUGAGCUCAUAAGUACUUUAAAACCCACUUUCUCCUUUCCACAUUCCAUGUCUGUGUCAACACCUAGACUUUUUCCUGGUGAACAUUAUAUAAUCCCGUUUGAAGUUCCUCACAAGGGUGUUCCAAGGCAGUGGAGCUGAGUUUGUCCUCUCUAUAGUGAAAACAAUCUAGAUGUCCCUGUUGGUGAACAGAAUAGAGUCCCAUGCAGCCCGGACUUCAUACAAGCAGGAAUGAUUUCUAAGAUGCUUGAUUAUUCCACACAGAAUUCUUACUCAGAGGUAGAGUUGCCUCCUCAGAGACAUUCUAGAACCUCCGAGGGCUUCAUUUACUUCCCACCAGCUUGUUGGUUAUUCACCUGUCUCACAGUGUUAAAUUGUGGAUGAAAAGCCAGUGUUCGGGCUCACACAGGAACCCUGGAGGAGACCUUCUGUGUGAGAAACCUGUAGUAAAUUGGAGGAAGGACAUUUUCCACCAAGUAUUAUAUCCAGUUAGUUCUAAGGCCACCACUAGACAUGUUCUGUGGACAUCGGGAUUGAGCUCUGACUGUUCCUCGGUCAAAUGGGUCAUGUUGAAGGAAAGUUUUGUUAGUUGGCAUUAGACCACUGAUAUGAAGUAUUAGCAAAGUAUAGUUCAAAUUCACAGACAUGACCAAGAGCUUUUCUCUUUCAAAGGAUGGAUAUUAUUGUAAAUAGUUUCUUAAGAUCUUUUGAACUGGAUCAUGAGCAUGGGGAGAGAAAGUUUCUCAGCUGCUAUGAAUCCCCGCUGUUUACUUCUCUCACUUGAGUGGUAGUGCAUAAAAGAUUACAACAGUCUAGGUUUUAUUUGUAUCUAUUACCCAAACCAUUACAUUGUCUCUAAUUUCAUCAUUGUCUUGGAGGAGCAGUGCAUAAUGAGCUGAUGGGGGAAAAGUCCCUCCAGCCACUCAGCGCUCUCUACCCCAGGAUUAAGAGCAUCCCAUCCAGUAGUGUGUGAAGUCCCGUCUUCGUAAACUCUCCCAGACCAAAUGUUGUUGGAGUGGACUCAUCCGUAUUAUCUGUCCUGUAAGUGGAAGGACACCCAGCUGCCAGCAGCUGCUUUUAAAAGGUCACUAUGAGUACUACAUAGCACAGUAUUAAUUUAUAGGAGGAAUCAUAUCUUGUAAAAUGUAUAUAAAACACUUUUAUGGUGCAAUCAUUUGUCAAAUUUUUGUCUGUUACAUUGUUCUUAGAGUGUACGUUCUUCUCAUGCCUAAGAAUAUCACUGUAAAAUCUGCUGAAAACUAUUUUUAGGUUUUAUUUGCACAAGACUGAAUUAGUUUGAGUUUUGGGGAAGCUCCUAUUGAACAAGCCUAAACAUCUGUAAAGAUAAAAAUCUUCAAUUCAUUAAAAGCCAAUAUUUCAGUACAAUGCUUUCCAAAGGUAACCCAUGUUCUGUGUUGUUGGUGUGUGGGUGUGAUGUUUCUGACUCUCCCAUCUCUCACAAACCUGUGUUCUGUUCCAUCUGUUUUGUUUUUGAAGGAUGCCUUUUUUUUCCCCUUUGCAAUGUUCUAGAUGACCAAAACACAUUGGUUUUUACCCUUUUGCCUAAAGCUUUGAUUUCUCUGUGUGGUGUUCUGUGAGUUCACUGUUUAAUCUCUUCAGUGAAGUAGCAUAUAGUCCUGGUGACAGGCAAUCUAUUGAUUUAGAGGAGAGGUCCUGAACAAAGUGUGGAAAACUAACUUUGGAUCUAUUCUUAGCUAUGAGUUUGCAUCAUGGGCUUCGUUAGAAGAACAUGUUGCAUUUAAUUUUGUCUUUAUUAAAAGACUACUAGUCACCAGUUACUCUGGUUAUAGUAACUGCUAUAUCAACCCACUUUGAUCUUCUUUUAAAAAUUAAAUUUUCACUCACAAGUCAAAACAGUAAGCUGUCUUUCAGAAAAUUUUUGAAGGAUAAAAUUAUAUGAAGGAAAAAGAUGGUCUGUGUAGAAUUACCUACACGGAGAUUUUAGUUGUAUUGCCUUGAGAGGUUUUAGUUUGUGGUCAAGGUCUGUAUAUUAUCCCAACUUUAUUAAGAAUUGUUUUCUAAUUGGUUAUAACAUUUUUCAAUUAAUAGUUUCAAAACAAAUUGUUAAUACGACUGUAUAAAGUGAACAUAAUUUUCUUCACUUGUAUUUUUGUUAUUGAGCAAGUUUAUCAAAAUAAAUUGUCUACUAAAGAAACUAAAAAGGCUUCUAUUACUUUUAAUAAGCUUUGAUUUUAAAUGUUUAUUUCUAGGGAUGUAGCUCUCCCAGGCCAUGAGUCAAUCCCCAGCACUGAAUAAAUCAGGUAUUGUGGUACUUGCCUGUAAUUCUAGUGCUCAGAAAGUAGAGCCAGGAGGACCACAAGUUCAAGGUCCUCCUUAACUACAUGGGAAGUUUGAGGCCAGCCUGUCUCAACACAAGCAAAGCAGUCUUGUAGUGCUUUCCCACAUUCACACAGAGACCUUGCCUCUUGGUUGAUCUUGUUGUUAGCAUUGUAUGUGAAGAAAUCCCUCUCUUCCAUUUCCUCUCUUAGCUCACCUUUAGUCAACAACAGUUGUGAUUUGAAUGAGAAUGUCCCCCAUAGCCUCGGAUGUUGUUGGAAUGCUUAGUCCCCAGUUGGUAGCUGUUUGGGAAGUUGAAGAAGAGGUGUGGCCUCAUGGAGGAAGUUUGUCGUUGGGGGGUGGGCUUGGAGAUUUCAGAGCCGCAGUUGAGGUGAGUUUUCAGCUCCUGCAGCUGCCAUGCCUGCUGCUUACUGCCCCGCUUGCCCGCCAGGACUGACUCUUACCCCUCGGAAACCGUAAGCCAAACAAACCCUUCCUCUACAAGUUGCUUUAGUCAUUAUGUUUUAUCAGAGCAACAGAAAAAUAACAGUGCAGUUAUUAGUACUCCGAGACAUUGGCCAGUUUUCUACUAAAAUACAUGAUGUGCCCCUUUCUGUGGCACUUCUUCACAUUGCUUAAAUAUUUAGUAUUAGUUGUAUAAGACUGAUUUCUUGGCCCAUUAAAGCAACUCUCUCCUCUUACAUUGCCUUGGGUUUUUUGUUGUUGUUGUUGUUGUUUGUUUGUUAUUGUUGUUGAAAUGCAGUUGAAGAACCAAAGAUCUUUGGGGUCAUUCAUAUUUGUCCUGGGGUAAAAGUUACUCUGCACUUCUAAAGGUUUGAUCUGCUCACCUCCUACUUACUUGACUCACUAACGUGGUUAGUGACUAGCAAGAUGGAUUCACUGGUUGGAGGCCACCUUAGGCUGGCCGUUCUAACACCACUGCUGGGCCAUCAGCAGCCUCUGUUCCAAGUGCUGUUAUAAGGGCAGUUUUCACAAGUCUAAGCUGACAUAAAAGGAAUUUCCUUUUAAUAACUCUGUGUGUGUGUGUGUGUGUGUGUGUGUGUGUGUGUGUGUGUG
Molecule: messenger RNA, 5330 nt
Organism: Peromyscus leucopus (white-footed mouse)
Lineage: Eukaryota; Metazoa; Chordata; Mammalia; Rodentia; Cricetidae
Gene: Mosmo
Product: modulator of smoothened
Exons: 3
Coding region: 19-522 (167 amino acids)
Biological process (GO): negative regulation of smoothened signaling pathway
Cellular component (GO): ciliary membrane; Golgi apparatus
Source: RefSeq, a predicted model, not a curated record